This is a messenger RNA of Anneissia japonica, 3771 nucleotides long. RefSeq lists its product as uncharacterized. Lineage: Eukaryota; Metazoa; Echinodermata; Crinoidea; Comatulida; Comatulidae. The coding region runs from base 728 to 1180 and encodes 150 amino acids. The transcript has 2 exons. The record is from RefSeq and is a predicted model, not a curated record.
CCUGCGCUGAAUACAGCAGCAACACUUAGCAUGUGGAUCCAAUGACCAGGGAGAGAAGCGCUUUGUAUCUGCAAAGAAAGGCGCUAUAUAAAUAUAUAUGAAUAGAUUAGAUUAGACAGUGACAGCAAGAUUCAGUAAAUUGGUUUCUGGCAAACUGGGUUUCAGCAACCUGUGUUGUCAUGAUUUCAGCGAACUGGAUUCGGCAAACUGGGUUUCGGCAAACUGGAUUUAGAGAAAUUCAUUAGCCCUGGUUGUGGCCAUAGUCUGAAUGUAAUGGCCCUGUCACACCUUGACAUCAAAACGCUGGCAUCGAUGCUUUUUUUUUCAAUUUUGGGCACAUUCAUAACGUAUUCAUAAUGUAUUGAACGUAUAAAUAAAGUAUUAGUAACUUAUAUAGAACAUUUUAAUCUUUAUAAAAAACUUUCACAAACGAAUGCUCAACGUGUUGUCAACAUUUUAGCUGUACUAUAAUGUAUACCAGCAUGCUAAUAAGCGUGCUCUUAACUUAUACAAAACUUACCAAUAACUUAUUCGACGUACACUAGCGUACUGCCAUUUUUUUCAUACUUACAUACGCUGUAAAUCAUCAAGGUGUGACAGGGCCAUAAAAUAUAAUUUCAUCAUUAUUACAGACCAAAAAAAUUCUUGUACAAUAUAAUUUUUAGAACUGACAAAUCAAAUAGAUGAAGAAGAUACCAAUUCUGAGCUGUAUACAGAUCCACUAGAAAUGUCUUUCAACACAACCCAAGAUAGAACUAUGGAUUCGGAUGACCAAAGAGAAGGGGAUACAAAAGAGAAGCAUGAUAGACAGAAACAUGAAAUAGCAGCAAAGAAUGGUUCCCAGUGCUCUCCAAUCACUGCGCUACUUAUAUCAACUGGAGCAAUAAAGGAUGUUGAUAAUGAUGGUAAUUUGGACUUGAUUAACUUGUAUACUCGGCAAACAGUUGUACAGGAUGGUGAAACCAAUGUGCAUAGUACUCUAUCGCUCCAACGCUUGGAACUCCGCACCCAUGACUUGAGUCACACCAGAGUUCCACUCCACAGCAACUUAACAGUCAUCAAGACUGAGGAUUGUGGGAAAUGUGAUGGUAGGUCUUCCAUGAAGCUUCUCAAUGAUGGAUGGCUGGGAUAUAUGGGACUGCGUGGAGACAGUAUAUAUGACAUUGGACAUAAGAAUUAAUUGUAGAGCAGUAAGAUUUAUUAGGCAGCGGUGGGCCGACUAGAGCAUUGGUCCAAGUCUUCGAGCUCGAACUUAUUCAUGUCAAACUUGUCCAUGGUUGGUUGGUAGUAUAGUUUGUGGUGCUGCACGCUUGGCAAUGAUAGUCUAGUCAAAUUGGGUGACAUCUAGCCUGGGAAUUUCCCUACCCAUGAUUUAUUAUGUUAAAAAAAACAAUACAACAUUUAAAUGUAUAUAAAUUUUUAUGAUAUUGUAUGUGAUAGGUUGUUAUUUGCUGUAAUUUAAAUACCUUAAUGGUUUAGUAACCAGAAUAUACUUUUAUUCGCCUUGCAGCUGAAGAGACUCAAAAUAAUACAACUGUAUUAUUUUAUGGUACUUGCCUUGAUUUAUGUGGUAGUAGUAAAGCAGUAUGGAAGAGAGGCAGCACAUUCUUCUUCCCAUACCGUAAAUCUAUUAAAGAAUAGGGGAGCUACACUACUAAUUUAAAGAUUGCAUCACUACUAAAGUAAAAGGAUCCGAGGGAUGGCUGGCAUUUUGAAAUUGGUUAUUGAAAAUUAUUAUUUUAAGGGGAAACUUGCUUUUUGAGGGCAGCUGGCUUUUUGAGAGUGCCUAUCUAUCGAACGAAACCUAGCUCAUUGAAGGGCAGCUGACUCUUUGUAAAAGACUUUUUAAGCUUCACCUGACCCUGUCUUUAAUAAGUAACAUACCAUACCGGUAUGGCAAAAGAUACUUUCAUCAUAUAUCGUGCAUAAUUAAAGAUUUUAAACAGUAUAAUUUUGCCGAAUAACAAAAAAAAAGCAUGUCCAAAUGGAUCAUCCCUUGCAAAUAAUACUGUGCAAUGUGAAUAAUAAGUAGAUGCCAUUUCAUGAAAUUUCUUUAAGUUAUACAAAAAAUGGUAAAUUACCUAGGCAUGGUGACAUUUUAAAUAAAUAUAAGCUCAGUUAUAGUGGAUAGUGUGAAUAUUCUCAACCAAUAACGAUAAUGAAACAUAUCAAAGUUUUAGUUUAGUUUUUUAGUUUUUUUUUUUAUCAGAGUAUUAUUGGCAUUCAAUUAUCUCAUUCUUGCAUCCACAACUGCACCUACAGUACUGUAGCUUUGUCUGAGUGUGUGACAUAGUAGUAUUUUUAUUAUUUUUAUGUUUAGUUAAAAAAUGGAAAGCUACUUACCAAUACUUUAAUUGAUUUCCAAAAGUUUGUUGAUGUCCACUCUAAGGCCAAAAGAUCAUCCUCGCUUCCUCCACCACUUGUGACAAAGGGUUUACUGAGAUGGGCAAUUGCUGCCCACACAAGACAUUAAGUCAUACAUUGCCGGAUCUUGCCUUGCUCUCUUAUUCGUACUUUCUGGUGAAAGAUAAUGCAUAACAAAACAUAAUAUUCAUCUUCCACCAUUUAACAUAUCCUAAUAUAAACAAUAAUUAUACCUUUAUAUCAUUACAGAAUAUAUAGAACAUUUAAUUAUAGUAAUAGAACAAAAAGUCAUGAAAAAUUGUAAAUUAAUGGUUCCUAAAGAAACCAGAGAGAGCUUGUAAGAAUGUGGGAACUUAUAUUCAAUGAUAAAAAUAAUCAAUGACAGUAUUAACAGAAAGCAAGAUGGGGAGUGGAGUUGAAUAACUUGGUGGUUAAGAUGCUUGCCUUCCAAUCCCAGGGUCCUAGGUUCAAUUCCUGUCAGUGUUGCAGGAUUUUUUCCAUGACCAAAACACUCCUUAAGUCUCACAAUGGGAUUUAGUCUGUGUAUAUGCAUUGUGUAUGUUCGUCUUGUGAAAGGGAACGUCACCUACACGUAGGACAGUGAUUAUUUAUUUAUUUAUUUGGUAGUAUAUUUGUUUUUUUUUUCUUUUUGGUUUUAAGCUUUUCUAUUUUCCUUUCAUUUGUAUAUUUUGCAAUAGUUCUUGUUUAGUUGUUUACUUCAUAAUUAAGUUUUCAUGAUAUGUAAAAUGUACAUAUAAGGCCUUGUGUAAGAACACCACCUUCUUGGUGAACAAGAUUUUUUUUGUUAUAAUAUAUUUUUAGAAAAAAACAAUAUUAAAGAUAUAUAUACUUGCUGCUUGCCAAAAGUAAGACAAUUUUAUUCAUUUGUAUAUUUUUGUAAUAGUUCUUGUUUAGUUGUUUACUUCAUAAUUAAGUUUUCAUGAUAUGUAAAAUGUACAUAUACGGCCUCGUGUAAGAACACCACCUUCUUGGUAAACAAUAUUUUUUUUAUUAUAAUAUAUUUUUAGAAAAAACGAUAUUGAAGAUAUAUAUAUUUUGUGUUUGCCAAAAGUAAAACAAUUUUAAGAAUUUAAUGUUUUCUACAUUUCUUAACCUUUAACCCUUGAUUUUGAUGUUAAUACUGUAUAUUAUGUAGUGUUUUUUUUUUGUCUGUAAUAAAUAAAAAGCACAUAAAUAUGUCAAAAGAAAUGUCAUGUAGAAUUUAUGUUGAUAUUUAAUACCUGUAUUUUGACUUUAUAAUUCAUAUGCCAUAUGUGAGGUCUCGCCACAAAAUGAGUCAUGGUUAGAAAUUCAGAAAUUGAGUUUAUAUUAUAUUUGAAUAGAUCACAUUAUAAGCUUUCAUUUGGUCCUUGAAUGGCUUCCUAACUAUAAGUAAAUCCAGAGAUG